This is a messenger RNA of Colletotrichum lupini, 11409 nucleotides long. RefSeq names its product GTPase-activator protein for Ras-like GTPase. NCBI's taxonomy places the organism in Eukaryota, Fungi, Ascomycota, Sordariomycetes, Glomerellales, Glomerellaceae. Gene Ontology annotation, cellular component: oxoglutarate dehydrogenase complex; mitochondrion. Gene Ontology annotation, biological process: regulation of GTPase activity; tricarboxylic acid cycle. The transcript has 21 exons. The record is from RefSeq and is a predicted model, not a curated record. Bases 1 to 11409 code for a protein of 3802 amino acids. Gene Ontology annotation, molecular function: thiamine pyrophosphate binding; oxoglutarate dehydrogenase (succinyl-transferring) activity.
AUGGAAGGUCAGGCCGCUUGCUACCCCUCCACCAUCUCCCUCCUGACAUGGACGACUGUAAAACGCAUGCAGAAGAAGGCGCACAGUUUGUCACCACAGCAAACCGAAACAGAUGCUGGUUCAACGCAUCAAGCCGCUCUCUGCCACCUAGCCAACUCCUUCAAUCCCUUCAGGUCCUUUACCUUACCUUACACCUCAGGUCAGCGCAUCGUUCGCUCUCCUGCACGGCUACCUCACUUCGCGUAUUACGACUGCGACGACGACCCAAUUGGCCCUCCCGACCCAGCCAUACCUCGGCUUUGCGCUCGUAGUCCCUCCCCGUUGACCUCCACUGUAUACAAUAUCUACGACGACCUCAUAGCCACAAAAGCCCCGUCGCAAUACUCGGCCAAGUCACUACACUACUUGAGCUUGAGGAAGGCGCAGAAAACUAAGGACGUGCGCGUACGGCUUGCCACCAGACUACCUCACCGGACGGGAACUCAUGGACAGGAGCUCCAACAGGACGACGUUGUCCUCAUCACGAGAUCAACGCUAGUCAAAAUCAGCACCUCAGCCGUCGCCUUUGUUCUCGAUUCCCUCGUUGCACUUCUCGAAGACAUAAUACGAAACUACAAAGGCCUUCCUCCGCCCGCCCAUCCUCCCCACGUUCUCCUUUCCGAAGUCUACGUCCUUGCCCUCGCUGCCGACUGCUGCACCGCCCAUUGGAACCAAAUCAAGGCACAAGGCAUCCGCCAACCUUCUGCCGAAGCAGACACUCGUCGUGUUACCUCAGCAAACCUCGCAAAUGUUCCCGAGCCGUUGGACGAAGCUCUUGUCAAUCGCGUCUUUGACUUAGUCAAGUGGCUUGUUGAGCCCAUUCCCGAGGGCUAUGUCUUACCCUCGUCUACCAUUCUAGACGAUACCUCGAGACACGCCGACUCCAUAGCCCGCUCCUCGGGCGGGCUUGCCUCGCCGCUCCCCGGUGAUACUGACGCUCCCGAGGACGACGGAACCCUGCCCACCACCCAAUUAGCCGUUUUGGAACCUUGCAUUAGGAUCAUCGUGGAAUACGUCACGGCCUCUACAUGGUCUUGCUCUUUUGACUAUUUCAGGAACGUCGUAUAUACCGUUCGCACUGCAGCUGUAGUGCAGGCUGCUCCUGGUCAGUCGGCCGCUACCCCCGACGACGACAAGGCUUCCCUGGCGGUGCUUAAGAUCCUGUCCUUCUUCUGGGUCGACGCCCAAAAGCUAGGUUUAAUAAUCCAGGAGAUAUGCUCCAGCUUCCUACAUUUCCGCAAAUCCUUCCAAAAUACUAUUGCCGUCGUCGCCCCCUUGUUAGUUACCAGGUGGCUCGAUCGAUAUCCACAUGAAUUCGUGCAGCAGCACACUUUACACAGGCGUCUCGACGGCGGCGCCGAUACUCUGUUUGACAUGACGCAGACGGUCGUUGACAAUGGCCGCAAGAAAGGAGUUCUAUACCCUUUGCAGACCACGUUAUUAUUCCUACUACCCGAUGUUUUCGAGGUGGCUAGCAAUCUCCGAGAGGCUAAGAGUAGCAGUAUGGCCAAGAAGGUCGGCUUUCUAGACAACUUGAGAAAGGCUCUGAGGAACAAGAACGAACAGGCCGCUUACUCGUUGGUGUCCCUCUUGAGAGCAUCUCGCCACUUCGUUGCCGAAGACGAUGCCGCAUUGGUGAGCUACGCCAUGGAUGUACAAGAAGAGGUCCGCGAGGCUGUCUUUCGGCGCGGCAACGAGUCCUCCUUAUUUGAUCAAGACUUGAUGACAGCUGCGUUUGUCAGCCUCGCUGAACUGAGUCUAGAAAGCUGUGUCGAUUCACUAAGAGAGUCAUAUCUUGGCCUCUCUUCCCCGCAGGCUUUCAAGACUGCCGUCGUUCAAGGUUGCCGUUACUUUGCCCGUCAAAACGACUCGCAUGUUUAUGAGCAGCUUUUUGCUGUCGCGGGUCCCUUCAUGCGGACGCAGCUCAAGGCUGUUGCGGACUUGCCAGCAGAAGCUACCGCCGUAGCUCUGGCACUACCACGUCGCGACUCGAACUUACACUCGUUCACAAAUAUGGCAUGCGAUGUUCUUAAGUUUCUGGAUGCUUCACCACGCUCUCUCUUCGACGGCGACAGCCAAAGCGAUACGGUUACCGGCGCUGCUGAUGAGGAUGUGUUUUUGUCCUUUCUCUCAUGCGUCGUGUCCGCCAACCCGACCAUCAGGAGACUCGCCACAGGUGUUGCGAAGCGUCUCUUUUCCGACAGCUCCAUCAUCGACACACUCCGUGCCCGUGGCAGACUGAGUUCUGUUGCACUGAGAAGGGAAUUUUGGAGACGCAGGUAUGAAGACCGCAGCUCUCUGGUAUUACUCAACAUGUGCAACGAUGUCACAUCUGAUGGCAACGGUUCAGAGGUGAAGGCUAUUCAUGAAUAUCUUGAAGCCCGGAAGUUCUUGCUGGCGUCACUGCGGGAGCUCUCCGAUAUGCCCGAAGGCGUACCCGAAAUAGAGGCAGCAUCCUCCAGACUUGAAACGACGCUCCUAGUCUCCUUAUGUUCAGCUGAUGUCGAAACCUGUCAGACGGUGACCUCGUGCAUAGGCCUCUUUUUCGAAGAGAACAACCUUGUGGACAUGACCUCUGACACAGCCAAAGUAUUUGCCUCACUGCUACGCAACGGCGAGGUGUACGGCGAGAUCGCAUCUCGAGCGUUCCGAUUCACAGGGCUCGUGGCUUUUCAAAAGAGGGUUCGCGGCUUGCUCCGCCGGUUGCAAUAUCCUACAAGCGGCAUCCUUUCGGCAUGGGAGUAUGGCUUCGAGCGAUGGCUUCUUCUUUCGAGAGAGGUCUCAAUGGCACCUGUUGAUGCUGUCGAUGAAAGAGCGCUGACCGAAUGGCGAAACUACUCGGGUUUUCUCGCAUCUCUCGGUGGGAUAUGCACGGCGAACCAGACAAUCAUCCUUGAGGAGCCAACACUGAACGGCCUGAGAUGGAUUGAUAAGCUCUCCUCUGAGAACCAUGAAGAACCCUUAUUGAGCAGGUAUCUGAAGUUGAGCAUCCAGCUUCUUGGAUGUGCAAGUAUCAGGAUCAGAGAAGCAACCAGGGAGGUUUUAUCAAGCGAGGUGUCAUCCACACUUUACCAAGCUCUCUUCAAAUCUCUCGAGUCUGAGCUUGAGGUCUUGUUCACCGGUGCACUAGCGCCGAGUGACAAGGCACAGGACGUCGAAAUUAUAUUUGCCGAGCAAGCCAUUUCUCUUCUGAAAGCGCUCGUGGAACGGCUCGAGAGCCCUUCAGACCUUGGUGCCGCUUCAGCCAUACAUCUUGGUGCUCUCGCACUCAAUUUCGCGAAGUUCCUCGAUGGCAUCACUGAUAGCACCAAUACCCUCCGAGUCAAGAUCAAGGUCUGUCAGCUGUGCGAGGCAGUAACGAAGAGGAAAGAACACUUAAACCUCAGAGAUGACGUGCGGAUCCGAAAUCAGCUCCUGGAGUAUAUCUUUGGCUGGAUUGCUCGGCCUCGGUCUCCGCGUCUUGACCCAGGUACCAACUCAAGUGGCCGUUUGGACGAAGUCGUGAGAGUGCAGAAGGACCUGGACAAGGCUUGCUUGAAGUCACUGGCCGAACUCACUUUCCGUCUUCCCUUGCAACCUGGCGAGGGCCAGACCGACGCUGGUACGAGCGAGCUCAAGUCACAGAUGUUUCAUACCUAUUUCAACAGAUUCCUUUCGCUACUCAACCACGAGUCUCUUGAAGGCGGGAGGAACGAUUUGCUGGCAGGAAUUUCCAGUCGCGAUGAGGGUGGAUCUUCGUCAGAAUUUGCUAUCACCAUUCUCUCAAAUCUCUUGAGUGCUAAUAUUGACGUCGGCCUGAAGCACUCUCUUAACAUUGGAUACCAUGACAAUGUCGAGAUCAGGACAGCCUUCGUCAAAGUCCUGUACAACAUCCUCAUUCAGGGAACGGAAUUCAGCAACCUAACAGACGCUGCCGUCAGUGAGAAGUAUGACGAAUUACUCGAGCUCCUCACCAAAGACAUGACAUUGGUAGCAGCGAUGAGCGCUGUGUGCCCAAGCAGCGAGGUUGACGAACUGACUGUCUCUCUGCUGACAAUCUUCGAACAUCGUGGUCUCAGCUUUGAACUGCUAGAAGUUCUCAUCAAGCAAGAGAUCGAAGAAACAGACAACGAAUCAGAGAUAUUACGGCGGACAUGCGUCGCAACCAAAAUGCUUUCCGUCUACGCUAAGUGGAAGGGACAACCGUACCUCAAGGCGACACUGCAAAAGGUCGUCGAAAGGUUGAUGUUGACUUCCAAAGACCUAGAUCUCGAGUUGGACCCCGCUCGCGUGAGUUCUACAGAUGAACUCCAGAAGAACGCCCUCCAGCUGCGUAUUGUAGCGAAGGUUUUCAUCGACGACAUUUGUGCAUCGUCCUCGACCAUGCCAGCCUCGUUCCGCAGGAUCUGCAAUAUCAUCUCUGCUGCCGUACUCCCACGGUUCCAGGAGGCCAAGUACACGGCUGUUGGGGCAUUCGUUUUCCUUCGAUUCUUCUGUCCAGCCAUUGUUGCGCCUGAAGUCGAAGGCUUAGUUACCACGACGCCGUCAAAGGAGAUGCGACGAGGGCUCCUACUCAUCGCGAAGGUCAUUCAGAACUUGGCAAACAAUGUUCUGUUUGGGGCCAAGGAGCCCUACAUGUUUCCCUUGAAUGACUUCCUUACUCAGAACAUCUACAAGGUGACAACCUUCUUACGCGAGAUUUCUGUGCCUCCAGAGAACCUCGAAACUCCUCCUACCAUCGAAUCCUUCGACUUCGGAUCUUGCGUUGCGCUACAUCGGUUUCUAUAUGACCAUUGGGAUCAUAUGCGCCAAAGACUUGUCACCCAAGAACGGAAGGACUUCGUGCGGUCGCCCGCUGAGGUGUCCCGGGGUCGGUCGCCUGUUCUCGAGCCUUUGCGCAAUCUCAUCACGAAUUUAGGCCCCCCGCCCUUGGCUGUGACUUGGAACAGACCACAAAUUUCGACAAACACUCCGCCUUCGUACUCAAGAUUUCAAAAUUUUAUGCUUCGAAACGCAUUCCGGAGUACUGAAUCCUUUAUCACUGCUAGAGCCGUCUAUGACGGAGGUGAAAGCAAGGACUCUCUUUCCAUAAUUUGCAUCAUCCUACGACACAUUGAUGCAGAGAGCAUAGACUACGAUACACUCUUGUACUGCUACCUAAAGAUCGCAAGUCGUCUGUGGCAUAAGCCCUUCGGCCUGCUCAUUGACGCCACUUGCUACAAUGGACAAAACGAACCCCAAGAUGAGCUCUUUAAGAAACUCGAACAGCUCACACCCGUGGAAUUAUCACGGAAUCUUGUCAGAGUCUAUGUCUACAACAUGAAUAGCGCCUUCAGGAAAUGCUUUCGGAGACUUCUACGGGUGUCUGCCAAGAGCGAUAGCAGUGUCUUCAAUCCGAAAAAUGUCGACUACCACUUGAUUGGUAGCCUUCAAGAUUUGCAGGCUCAUUUUCAUCUCAGCCAACUUCAUCUACCGAAAGAGACAAUCAGCGUUGUCACAGAUACCCGAUACGUGUUUCAACCCAUCACCCGACUGUCCAAGACAAAGGGUAAGAUUGAGGUUGUCAUCAAGGUUGGCAGCCAAUUUGUCCAGGUCACAACCACCAAGAAACAGGAGGUCUUCCCAGGCUAUCGGCUGAGCACGACUGUGAACGAUAUUUUCAGGUUAGGCGAAGUGGAAGAAGCUCCUACGUCAAUACAGACUGAAGAUGAUUCGGCCUUUGGUCUGCGUGCAGAUAAUGGCAAGAUUGUCAUGUACUUCACCAGCCCUAAGAAGGCCGACGUGCUCCAGACAAUACGCGGCGCAAAAGCCAAGUACGGCAAGGAUACAAGAGCGCACAAGGCCUACGAACGAUUGAUCCGUCCACAGGAUGUUCCGGGCACCUUGCUGAAUCUAGCCUUAACGAACCUGUCAAGCUCCGAUCACGUUCUCAGACUAUCGUCCUACAAUCUUCUUGGUGCUCUUUGUAAGGCCUUCAAGUUCGGCGCGGCUUCAAACUUGAUGUGCACCAAAGAUGUUUCCGUACCCAUGGACCCGUCUCAUUUCAUCAUCAAGAUUAGCAGGCAGUUGGCAACGUCCGAACCUCAACUGACCUUUGAUUUUUUGACCGAGUUCUUCGUCGGAUGGGAAACCUUUACUGACGAGCAGAAGCCGCUCAGCCUGGCAUAUAUGGCCCCAUGGCUGCCCGGCUUACGCACUGGAGUUUUGGCAAACGAAUCCGAUGCCGAGAAGGGAAAGGAAAAGAUUGCAGCAUUGUUUCGCAAACUCAUAGAUGUGGCUAUGUCAGAUCACGGGCUUACGUAUACGCUUGAGCAAGCUGUCUGGCCCGGCAUCUACCAGGACGAAACAAUACUCGAUAUUUUCCUUGAGGAGCUCAUGAGAGCAGCUCUAAGCUUUGGGUUCUCUGAGGAGCCCAUGGAAGCUCUGUCAUCGAUCGUCUCCGGUAUGGGAAGCAUCACCCUGCGUGGUAAGGUGAUUUCCCGGCUACGCAAGGCGUUGAAUCGGUCUUCCCUCAGACCUACGAAAUACUUGCCUGACAAUACAGUGUGGGCCGAGAUCUGCGUUCUACUUCAUUUCUGUUUGUCAUUGUCGUUCGAUAAUGGCGUGCAGUCUCAGCUAUAUCUACCAGAAAUCUUUCACAUCGUCACAAUCUUGGCCAACACAGGCGCUCCGGAGGUUCGCUUGCUAGUGCAUAGGCUUCUUGUCAACACUGUGCACGCAGCUUGCACUUCUUUCAACCUAGACGAAACUCGGUUUAACAAACUCAGAGGUAGUUUAGACUUCCUCAGUGAGCCCAGGAGCGAGAUAUUCUCAACACCUCCCCCAUUCCUACGCGAUGGGGCCUCCAUGUCGACUACACAGGAUGCCGGGCCUUCACUGGCCGCCACUGAGAACCUAGCGGCAGUCUUGUUUGAGGUCUGCUCGGUAGCAGCGCUAUCUAUCGACAUCUCCAAUGCCUGGAGGUCACGCUGGAUGAGUCUGGUGGCCAGCACCGCAUUCCAAAACAACCCAGCUAUUCAACCCCGCGCUUUUGCCGUCAUGGGCUGCUUGGCACGAGAGGAGGUGGAUGACGACUUGCUUUAUCAAGUGCUUGUCGCUCUACGAAAUAGCGUCGGUCGCUUAGGAGACGACACGAACAGCGACAUGCUUAUUUCCAUUGUGACCUCUCUGUCCAAGAUGAUGGCAAAGCUCCCGUCGGCAUCUCGUUAUGGUCUGCAGCUCUUCUGGCUGGCCAUCUCCCUUCUAAGACUUGUACCUCCGGCCUUGUUCAAUUGCACAGCGCAAUUCCUGGAGGCCGUCAUGACUAACAUCAGCACUGUGGGUGAUCUGAGAGGGGACAAGAUGGGCCCUCUCCUUUUACAGGGCCGUGUCCAGCUCGAGGAAGCUGCUCUGCCUCUAGAUGACGCAUACGGCAUCCAUUUCACGCCUGAGAAUUUCCAUUUCGCAGUCUGCGCUUGUCUCGCUCGUGGUCUUGCGGACACUACCACGAAGACGAAUGCCAUGCGAGUACUCUCGGCCUUCCUAGACAUGGCUGGCAAUCCUGUCGGUGACGCUGGGAGCCCGCCUGACGACUUAUCUCGGUCGCCUUACAUGGCUCUUAUCCUCGCACGAACGGUCGAGAGCGAUGAGCUCAGGGACAAUCUAUGGCUUGCGGGUAUUGAUCCUUCCCUUUUACGAGAUGUCACUGGCCAGCAGAGAUACGAUGAUCUCGGCGGCAUGAAGGAUAAAGAUCUCCUCCUGAACACGGCCAUCGAGUUGAUUGACUUUCAGUACUUGGAGGAUGCACUGCAGAACCGGACAUUGCAGUGGCUGACGGAACUAGCAGCAGCUAGGCCGUCUGUGAUUAUGCACCUCUGUGGGCCUAUUGUUUCUAUCCUGGACGAUGUGCUUCUGCAUUGCCAGAAUUCGUCGACUUUGGAGUCUGCGCAAGACUUGCUACAUGCACUCACGUCAAAUCCAAAGUUCAGCACAGCGCUAGAGUCCACAGCCGUUUUGAAUGAGAUUCUUGAGGAUAUGGGUUUCAGCGGGUUGUGGCGUUCAUGUUCGUUCAACUUCAGCCAGGACCAGGAUAGGAAAUGUUUCCUUCUGACCGAGAAGCUGAUCGAACCACUUUCAGCCACAGGUGGCGCGCCACCUCCCAGCUCACCCAAGUCCAAGACAGAUUUGCCGCAGGCCCGUAUGAACCCGACCACCUACUCCCGAGGACCGACAAAGUUCCGUCCUUACUUGCCUCCUUUCAUCUUUUCCAUGCUCAUCCAGCUCACGGCGACGAACUCCCUCCACCAUCGCCCUAUCCGCCACCAUGUUGCGAAGCUCUGUGUCUCAUCAUCAUGCUUCUCUACCAUCGCGUCGCGGACCUCGACGAGGAAGCUCGCUGCUGCCCGUCGCCCCCUGGCCUUAACCAGCCAACGUCACUACGCGAGCGCGACCGACAAUGCACCAAACCCUAACGAUAACUUCCUGUCCGGCAACACUGCCAACUACAUUGACGAGAUGUACAUGCAGUGGAAGCAAGAUCCCAAGAGCGUCCACGUCUCAUGGCAAGUCUACUUCAAGAACAUGGAGAACGGCGACAUGCCCAUUGCCCAGGCUUUCACUCCUCCGCCUUCUCUGGUUCCUGGUGCCAUUGGCGGCGUUCCAGCACUCGGCGCUGGUCUUGGUCAGGGCUCUGAGAUUACAAACCAUCUCAAGGUCCAGCUUUUGGUGCGCGCCUACCAAGCUCGAGGCCACCACAAGGCCAACAUCGAUCCCCUUGGGAUUCGAAACGAGUCUCAGGGCUUCGGUAACAUCAAGCCUAAGGAACUGACUCUUGAGCACUAUCAAUUUUCUGAGAAGGAUCUUGACGCCGAGUACGAGCUUGGUCCUGGUAUCUUGCCGCGCUUCAAGAAGGAUGGUCGCGAGAAGAUGACCCUCCGCGAGAUCAUUGAUGCUUGCGAGAAGAUUUACUGCGGUGCCUACGGCAUUGAGUUCAUCCACAUUCCUGACAGAGAGAAGUGCGACUGGCUGCGUGAACGAAUCGAGGUCCCCCGACCUUUCAAGUACUCUAUCGACGAAAAGCGCCGCAUUCUCGAUCGUCUCAUCUGGAGUUCCAGCUUCGAAUCCUUCCUUGCCACGAAAUACCCGAACGAUAAGCGUUUCGGCCUCGAAGGCUGCGAGACUCUCGUCCCCGGUAUGAAGGCGUUGAUCGAUCGCAGCGUCGACUACGGCGUCAAGGACAUCGUCAUCGGCAUGCCUCACCGCGGUCGCCUAAAUGUUCUAAGCAACGUCGUAAGAAAGCCCAACGAGUCAAUCUUCAGCGAGUUCGCCGGAACUGCCGGCGCCGAGGACGAAGGCUCCGGUGACGUCAAGUACCAUCUUGGUAUGAACUUUGAGCGCCCUACACCCUCCGGCAAGCGCGUCCAGCUCUCCCUUGUCGCCAACCCUUCUCACUUGGAGGCUGAAGACCCUGUUGUGCUCGGCAAGACCCGCGCUAUCCAACACUACAACAAUGAUGAGAAGACGCAUCGCACAGCGAUGGGCGUUCUGCUCCACGGUGAUGCUGCCUUCGCCGCGCAAGGUGUUGUCUACGAAUGUCUUGGAUUCCACUCUCUUCCUGCCUUCUCUACCGGCGGUACAAUUCACCUUGUCGUCAACAACCAGAUUGGCUUCACUACCGAUCCCCGAUUUGCCCGCUCCACAGCUUACUGCACCGACAUCGCCAAGGCCAUCGACGCACCCGUCUUCCACGUCAACGCCGAUGACGUUGAGGCUGUCAACUUUGUGUGUCAGAUGGCUGCCGACUGGCGUGCUGAAUUCCAGCAAGAUGUCAUUGUCGACCUUGUUUGCUACCGAAAGCACGGUCACAACGAGACCGACCAGCCCUCUUUCACCCAGCCUCUCAUGUACAAGCGCAUCCAGGAUCAUGAGUCCCAGAUUGCCAUUUACGUCAACAAGCUUCUCGAGGACGGCAGCUUCACCAAAGAAGAUAUCGAGGAGCACAAGCAGUGGGUCUGGGGUAUGCUGGAGGAGAGUUUCUCCAAGUCCAAGGACUACCAACCCACCUCCAAGGAAUGGACCACCUCCGCGUGGAACGGUUUCAAGUCUCCCAAGGAGCUUGCAACUGAGGUCCUUCCUCACAACGAAACAAGCGUGGACAGCAAGACUUUGAACCACCUUGGCGAGGUCAUUGGCAGCACCCCCGAGGGCUUCCAGCCUCAUCGCAACCUCAAGCGUAUUCUGUCUAACAGGACCAAGUCUGUGGUCGAGGGCAAGAACAUCGACUUCCCCACUGCGGAAGCCCUUGCCUUUGGCUCCCUCGUCACUGAGGGCCACCACGUUCGUGUUUCUGGUCAAGAUGUUGAGCGUGGAACUUUCUCUCAGCGCCAUGCUGUCUUCCACGACCAGGAGACCGAAGACACUCACACUCCUCUUCAGCACGUCAGCAAGGACCAGGGCAAGUUUGUCAUCUCCAAUUCUUCCUUGAGCGAGUUUGGCGCUCUCGGUUUCGAGUACGGCUACUCUCUGUCUUCUCCCAAUGCUCUCGUCAUGUGGGAGGCUCAGUUCGGUGAUUUCGCCAACAACGCGCAGUGCAUCAUUGAUCAAUUCAUCGCUUCGGGUGAGGCCAAGUGGAUGCAAAGAACUGGUCUUGUCGUAUCUCUGCCCCACGGAUACGACGGUCAGGGUCCAGAGCAUUCUUCUGGUCGUCUCGAGAGAUGGCUACAGCUGAGCAACGAGGACCCUCGCGUUUUCCCCUCCCCUGAGAAGUUGGACCGCCAACACCAAGACUGCAACAUGCAGGUCGCGUACAUGACUAGCCCUUCCAACCUGUUCCACAUCCUUCGCAGACAAAUGCAUCGCCAAUUCCGCAAGCCUCUCAUUAUUUUCUUCUCCAAGGCUCUGCUUCGCCACCCAUUGGCCCGUUCCAACAUUGAGGAGUUCUCGGGCGACUCCCACUUCCGCUGGAUCAUCCCCGACCCGGAGCAUGAGACUGGCGUCAUCAAGCCUAAGGAGGAGAUUGAGCGCGUGAUUCUCUGCUCUGGCCAGGUUUGGGCUACUCUAUCCAAGUACCGCGCCGAUAACAAGAUCGACAACGUCGCGUUCACCCGCAUCGAGCAGCUGAACCCCUUCCCCUGGCAACAACUGAAGGAGAACCUCGACCAGUACCCCAACGCCAAGACCAUCGUCUACUGCCAAGAGGAGCCCCUGAACGCUGGUGCUUGGAGUUUCGUCCAGCCUCGCCUGGAGACCUUGCUCAAUAACACUCAGCAUCACGAUCGCAAGCACGUCAUGUACGCUGGCCGUGGCCCCAGUGCAUCUGUCGCCGCUGGUAACAAGGGUCUGCACAACAAGGAGGAGCAAGAGUUCCUGGAGAUGGCUUUCUCCGUCAAGCAGGACAAGCUGAAGGGCGAGUAA